Messenger RNA from Emys orbicularis (European pond turtle), 639 nucleotides. Its product is annotated as claudin-34-like. Gene Ontology annotation, cellular component: bicellular tight junction; plasma membrane. The coding region runs from base 1 to 639 and encodes 212 amino acids. Gene Ontology annotation, biological process: cell adhesion; bicellular tight junction assembly. The transcript has a single exon. Gene Ontology annotation, molecular function: structural molecule activity. Lineage: Eukaryota; Metazoa; Chordata; Testudines; Emydidae. The record is from RefSeq and is a predicted model, not a curated record.
AUGACCUCCCUAGUCAGCACUUCUCACCUCCAACUAGCUGCUUUUGCUUUUGGUACAACAGGCUGGAUCUUAUGCACUGUUUCAAUGGGACUUGUGGAAUGGAGAGUAUGGCAUGUGGACAACACCACCAUCAUCUCUUCUGGCAUUGCAUGGGUGGGAAUAUGGAAAGUUUGCUUCAUUAGUUAUCUCCACGUUUCCUCUGACCUUAAAGAACAGAUCUGUCAUAAAAUGAAUGACUAUGAGACCUCCAUCCCCAAUGCAAUUUUUGUUGCUCAGGGCCUCCUGCUGAUUGCCAUGGUCGUUGGUGCACUGGGAAUGGCUUCCACUAUAUUUGCUCUGAGGAAUAUUUAUAUGGGAAUACUUUACAAAACUCAGAUCAUCCGUUUUUUUCUAGUGGCUGGAUUCUUGUACCUAGCUGCAGGUCUUUGUGUCUUAAUUCCAGUGAGCUGGAAUUUCUAUUCUGUAGUGCACAACCAAACAAUCUCCUUUCCCCCUUCUUUCUACAUGCCCUCCAGCCCAGUGGCUCAGGAAGUUGGUGCUGCUAUUCCUGUUGGGAUCAUAUCUGCCAUCCUGCUGCUGAUGAGUGCGACUUUCUCUUUUUCUUACAGAUUUCCUGUCACCCCAAAUGCUGGGGUGUAA